AUGCAUGAUUGUCAGGAAGUACUGGCCGCAGCACACGGCAGUAGGCCAGAUCUGAUGGACCUGCCCUUCCCUGAUGCUGAUUUCACCUGGUUCACGGAUGGGAGCAGUUUCCUGGAGGAAGGUAAGCGUCGAACUGGGGCAGCCGUGGUAGACGGAAAACAAGUCAUAUGGGCAGCGGCGCUACCACAAGGGACCUCAGCCCAACGAGCUGAAUUAAUUGCCCUGACGAGGGCAUUAGAGAUGGCAGAGGAUAAAAAAGUAAACAUCUACACAGACAGUAGAUAUGCGUUUGCUACCGCUCAUAUCCACGGUGCCAUUUACCAACAGAGAGGGCUACUAACUUCAGGUGGCAAAGAAAUUAAAAACAAAGACGAAAUCGUGGCUUUGUUGACUGCACUCAUGCUUCCUACUAAAGUCAGUAUCAUCCACUGCCCUGGACAUCAAAAAGGAAAUACCCCAAUAAUUAGGGGAAAUAAUAUGGCUGACCAAGUGGCCCGAGAAAUAGCAUCGGGAGAAGUCAUUUUAGGACUGUCAGAUAAAGUUCCUGAAAAACCAGGCCGCGAUGGAGAAAUCAUCCCGGCCACAACAAAAGGGACUUUGUCCCCUCAGCAAGCAGAAUCCAUGUUACAACAGAUGCACAGAUGGACACAUUUGGGGACUAAAAAGAUGGUAGCCUUGUUACAAAAAGCCGGGUACGAAACCCCUGGAAUGACAAAAUUAGCUGAACAAAUUGUGCCAUGUCAACAGGUAAAUGCUCACAAAGGGAAACUUGAAACUGGAAAGAGACUCAGGGGGGACCGCCCAGGAACUUACUGGGAGGUGGACUUUACCGAAGUGCGUCCUGGAAGGUACGGUAAUAAAUACCUUUUAGUUUUUGUAGACACUUUUUCAGGAUGGAUAGAGGCUUUCCCAACAAAGAAAGAAACAGCUGCUGUAGUAGCCAAGAAGAUUUUAGAAGAAAUUUUUCCUCGAUUUGGAGCACCAAAGGUAAUAGGGUCUGAUAAUGGUCCAGCCUUCGUCGCCCAGGUAAGUCAGGAUGUGGCCAGAUAUUUGGGGACUGAUUGGAAAUUACAUUGUGCCUAUAGACCCCAAAGUUCAGGUCAGGUAGAAAGAAUGAAUAGGACUCUAAAAGAGACCCUAACUAAAUUGUCCUUGGAGACUGGCGGUACCGAUUGGACGGUGCUCCUUCCUUUGGCCCUAUUCCGGGUUAGAAAUACACCUUCCCGAUACCAUCUUACUCCUUUUGAAAUAUUAUAUGGUGCCCCGCCUCCCCUCCUCACUUUAGGAAAAGAAAUAAAACCUGAUUGUCAAAAUAACACUGACUUAUAUGCUAGGCUACUGGGACUCCAAUUGGUCCAGAAAGAAAUAUGGUCCCAACUCGCCGAGGCCUACCAACCGGGAACACCGGGAGAAACUCAUCCUUUCCAAGUCGGAGACUCCGUAUACGUCCGUCGGCAUCGAACCCAGACGUUGGAACCUCGAUGGAAAGGACCAUACACCGUCCUCCUCACCACCCCAACGGCCAUAAAAGUGGACAGCAUCGCUGCCUGGAUCCAUGCUUCACAUGUGAAGGCUGCACCAGCGACGGCAUCAUCAGGAUGGCGGGCCCAAAGAACCGACAACCCGCUCAAACUCAAGCUUCUACGAACCUAAGACUUAUAAUUUUGGUUUUACUGCCUUUACUGACUGACUAGGAAUAUCUGCCGGGAUAGGAACAGGAACCACAGCCCUCAUACAACAACCCCAGUAUUAUGCAAGUUUAAGACAGGCUGUAGACAUCGACCUUCGAGCAUUAGAAAGUUCCAUAACUCAACUAAAGGAAUCACUCACCUCACUUUCAGAAAUGGUGUUGCAGAAUAGAAGAGGCCUAGAUUUGCUGUUUCUUAAGGAAGGGGGAUUAUGCGCCGCUCUAAAAGAAGAAUGUUGCUUUUAUAUUGAUCAUUCAGGAACCAUUACCAAAACCAUGGAUAAACUAAGGGAACGCUUAGAUAAAAGGCAAAGGGAGAGAGAGAACGAAAAAGGAUGGUUUCAAUCAUG
This is a messenger RNA of Orcinus orca (killer whale), 2037 nucleotides long. RefSeq lists its product as uncharacterized. The record is from RefSeq and is a predicted model, not a curated record. NCBI's taxonomy places the organism in Eukaryota, Metazoa, Chordata, Mammalia, Artiodactyla, Delphinidae. Gene Ontology annotation, biological process: DNA integration. Gene Ontology annotation, molecular function: RNA-DNA hybrid ribonuclease activity; RNA stem-loop binding. The transcript is spliced from 2 exons. The coding region runs from base 1 to 1653 and encodes 550 amino acids.